GAUUCAAAAGGGGACGUAGGAAGUGGGAACCACCACCCAUGUGCCCUCCCUCCUGUCUCCACCAGCUGCUGCCGCUCAAUGAUUAGCAUUCUGCUCCCUCCCCAAUAUCCAUCCCUCUCCUCUCUGUAUUUCCAUUAAUUUGUUUUUCUAUUUUUUUUGCUUUUCUUUUCACAUCAAACACCUACAAUACACUGCAGCCAAUCUUUUCAGCUUAACCCCCCAAAAAAAAAAAAAAAAAAAAAAAAACUAAGUGAGAACAUUUUCAGUGAGCCUAGUUGAAAUUGUAUACAGUUUUGGGGUUUUGUUUGGUGCCGCAUGUCAAAUUCAGAGGCUGCUGCUAAAAACGGAGCAACAAUGGAUACCCAGAGACAACAAGCGCCGGGGAACGGUGCCCUUGCCGUCAAGAAACCUCCCUCCAAAGACCGUCACAGCAAAGUAGACGGUCGUGGACGGAGGAUAAGGAUGCCCAUCAUUUGCGCCGCUCGUGUUUUCCAGUUGACUCGCGAGUUGGGUCAUAAGUCCGACGGUCAGACCAUCGAGUGGCUGUUACGCCAGGCCGAGCCUUCCAUCAUAGCCGCUACAGGUACGGGGACGACUCCAGCCAGCUUCUCCACAGUGUCAGUUUCCGUCCGCGGCGGAGCCAAUUCCACUUCUUUGCCGUCAACGACUUCUUCGUCGUUGGAUCAUAAGCCUUUGUUGGGUUCCACCCCUUUUUUACUCGGAAAACGUGUCCGGCCCGACGACGAUAACGCCGGGAAGGACGAUUCCGGAGGGGCCACGGUGGGACCGGGCGUGGGGUCCAUCGUGGGGCCCGCUGGAACGCACACGGGUGCGUUCUGGGCUGUUCCAGCUAGGCCUGACUUUGGUCAAAUAUGGAGCUUCGCGCCCCCGCCUCCUCCCGAGAUGGUGGUACAAACAGCGGCUCAGCAACCAGCUGCAGCUGCGUUUUUCGUUCAGCAACAGCAAGCGAUGGGUGAAGCGUCGGCGGCGAGGGUUGGCAAUUAUCUUCCCGGUCAUCUGAAUUUGUUAGCCUCCUUGUCGGGUGCUCCGGGAGGUUCGGGUCAAAGAGACGAUGACCCUCGUUGAAUUUGGGUGGACCGUUUUACCCUUGUUGUUGGGAGUAUAUAUAUUUAUAUGAAUACAUAGAUUCUAUAAAUAUUUGUGUAUCAAUGUUGUUUUCAUGUGUGUGGAUGUGGAAGAUCAUUUCUAGUUGGAAUUUUAGGGUUAGGGGAGUUAGGGUUUUUGAGGAAACGAUUUGUGAGUUUGGAGUCUGAUGAAUGGAUUCAAAUUAGGGUUUUUCCCUUAGCACUUCUAUUUGAUGAUUAAUUAGGGUUUUAGAGCUUUCACAGUUGUUUAGGAAUUUGAGAGUUUAUGUUGGAGAAGAAGAGGGCUCAAGAAUUAGAGCUUUCAUGAGUGAUAUAUACUUGGGGAUUUCUUUUGUCAUUAAUUAGGGUUUGCUUAUUGCUCUUUGAUUUUGAGCAAGUACUUGCUGAUUUCUUGCUGCAUUGAAGAAUUAGAGGUUUCAAACCUGGAUUUGGAGAAUUCAGGCUUUUCCCUCAUUGGCAAGUUCUUCCAUUGUUCUUGUCAUAGGAACGACGAACGAGCAAAGCGAUUAAAUCUUACUUCUGGAUUGUACUUGAUUUACAUAUUAUUGGGGUUUGAUCGGUUAACCAAAAUAGGGUGACUGGAUGCUGAACGCCCGAGAUUUGCUUGCUUGGCUACUUAGCUUGAUGCUGUGGAUAUAUGGUCUCCCUAAAUAUUCUGGAAUUCCUUCUAUUGCUAUGGUUGUUUGAGAACUAUUAGUUUCUUUGCAGCUGUCGCUUAGCAUCGAAAAUUAUGGUUCUUAAGUGCAUAGCUCAUGGUAUGCUGUGGACGUGGGUUGAUCUGGCCCUCUCUCUUCUGCUUUCAGUGUUUGUGUUUGAUCGCAUGGUCUCAAAGGAGACUGAUGUGUGAAAGAUUGCAUUCCUUUCUGUAAGACCUUUAUUUUGGAAAACUUUAGCUGUACUUUUAGCCAUUUCUUAGAUUUAUCGGUGUGCAAAUAAUGUGUUCUUCAUGUAUUGUUUUGGGUGCCUGUUGUGUGAAUAAAAAAACCCAUAUGUUCUUCUCAA
Gossypium raimondii (Peruvian cotton) is the source of this 2108-nucleotide messenger RNA. RefSeq names its product transcription factor TCP21. Gene Ontology annotation, cellular component: nucleus. The transcript has a single exon. Bases 316 to 1086 code for a protein of 256 amino acids. The record is from RefSeq and is a predicted model, not a curated record. Lineage: Eukaryota; Viridiplantae; Streptophyta; Magnoliopsida; Malvales; Malvaceae. Gene Ontology annotation, biological process: regulation of circadian rhythm. Gene Ontology annotation, molecular function: sequence-specific DNA binding; DNA-binding transcription factor activity.